Acanthaster planci (crown-of-thorns starfish) is the source of this 5451-nucleotide messenger RNA. RefSeq lists its product as uncharacterized. Gene Ontology annotation, molecular function: RNA polymerase II cis-regulatory region sequence-specific DNA binding; DNA-binding transcription factor activity, RNA polymerase II-specific. The record is from RefSeq and is a predicted model, not a curated record. Lineage: Eukaryota; Metazoa; Echinodermata; Asteroidea; Valvatida; Acanthasteridae. Gene Ontology annotation, biological process: regulation of transcription by RNA polymerase II.
CCCAGCAAGUUGUGGGUACAUGUUUCAGUUUGUAAUGAUGCCAUGUUGAUAACCCUUGGAAAAUUCUUCACUUCUGAUAAUUGAGUUGGACACUUUUGACCAGGGACUUACUUAAGAGUGGCCAAAAGCCAAACCAUAAGGGCCAAUAAACUACCUGUACAUGCAACUCAAGGAACAUCUAAUACAAUGGUUCCGCAAACUAAACUAUUGCUCUGCGUCCCUCAGGACACCGGUAUGUUGCACUCGUCAAUUGUGCAGACAGUAUGCCCUGUAUUGUGCACACUGCAGGAUGUUAAACCAGUUUCUGCCCCCCACCCUCCAUCGCACCCUCCGCUGCAAUUCCGUAAAUCCCAUGGAAUUUGGAAGCUUUCAUCCGGACAUCCUUGCGACGCCUUGUAAGUGGUUUGUGCAAGGAACUUGUUGCGCCGACUGCGUACGGGGCGCCCAUCAUUUCAAACCACAAAACAAGUGGACGCCUAUGCUGUCAUAUCCUGGCUUACGCCUAUGCUUAUUCACUUCGUGCAACUUUCAAAGAGGCGCAAGCCCCGCCCAUGCUCUUUAGGAUUUUGCAAACUCUCUCACUUUGCAUGUGCUCUCACCGUCCUUAUCCAUCCGUUGGUAAACCUGCAGCCGUACAAAGAUGAUGUAAACAACUCGUUAGCGUCAGGCAGACACGAUGGAGUCAUAGUGUACAGAGGAAUCUCGAGAGAAAAACACAAGCCUUAUUUGUCGUCGUUACAGCAAGAGGAGGAGUACCAGACGGAACCGGUGGACCUCUCAAUGAACGGAACCAGAGGUCAUGGCAGCAGCAAGAGGUCGACUGACACAUCCGACAUGGAUGACAGCCCCGUGGACCUGAAAAAGAGAAGCAGUACCAUUGUAGGCUCCCCGUCACCUGUCCCACGAAGGCCAGGCAGGGAGGAAGACGACCGGCCAACAGUGACACUGGAGAGCAUCACAAAAAGCGGGGCAGGAGCACUCAUCAAAGUUGCACAGGCAGCAGAGCUUUCCAACCGCAGUCCUCUGAGCGUAGACUACCGUCACAUGAGCCCCUGGCACCCAGGCCGGCCCAGGCGGACCUCCUCCUCAGAGACCAGCCUGCGGGGUACCAGGGCAGCCACCGAACUCGUACUAGACAACGGCAAGCGACGCCGGGUCCAUCGAUGCACGUUCCAAGGCUGUAACAAAGUUUAUACCAAGAGCUCCCACCUCAAAGCCCACAUGAGGACUCACACAGGAGAGAAGCCCUACAAGUGCACAUGGGAAGGAUGUGGGUGGAGUUUUGCCCGGUCAGACGAGCUCACAAGGCAUUACCGCAAGCACACAGGAGACAAACCCUUCAAGUGCCCUCAGUGUGAGCGAGCAUUCUCUCGCUCAGACCAUCUCUCCUUGCAUAUGAAAAGGCAUUGAGGAGGAACUCUUUUGGGGAUCAGUUGACACCCUUCUAGCUCUUUUCUUUGUGACCGAGGGAUGCUUGAUGUACGUGUACAUACUGAGGGUCAGUGCACAGGAGAUGGCUGAAAUUGUGGAGAAUGACAGUGGUCUCUCUCGAGCCAUCUUUCUCGAGCAACUCAUCCUGAGUUUUCUGCUGUGUACUCUGUAGACAUGCCUUAUUUAGUUUCCAAGCAAGAGGAGUCUUCAGAGCUGCUCGCCUGUCAGUUUCAAUGUCGAAUCACUGUGGAAGGCUUUACAAGUCCAUAUAGUGUAACAUUGCAGACACCAGAUGGUAGUGUACAACUGGAACUCUGUUUACUUUGCCAUUGGAAUGAGAAUAAAAAUCCCUGCUGUUAAAUAUUUUUGUCAGUAACGCAGGAGGAAUAUCUUACCGACUCUCAACUUUGACUUGAGUAAAAAUGAUUACAUAUCGAACUAGCCCCAAGGUUCUCUCUGACUGUUUUUUUUUGGGGGGGGGGCAGGGGGAGUUCUGUCUGACUGAUGUUUUCGGUGGGCAGGGAGAGUUCGGCUCUUACAUCUGCUGUUUUGAGUAUUAUGCCUACUGCCGUGCCCCGUUUGAUAGAGUUUUGCAAGUGUAACAUUACAUUGGUAUAGAUCAUAAUUGACAGUUUGUGUGGAUCACUAUCUUGUGGAAUUUCUGCUGUUGAGUUGUCUUAUUGAUUCAUUUUGGCCGUGGUCGCAUACUGUGAAGUUUAGUCAGAGAACGUGUACAUCAUCAUAGUAGCUGUUUUAUGUUAGUCUAACACGCUUUUCGGUGAUAAUAAGCAUGAGAAAAAUGUGGCAAUUCAACGUUGCAACUCACAAGUUUAGUGUCCGUAUGAAUUUCUUGAUUCAACUUUCCCUCUAAUGUUCCUUAUCCAGUUAUUGGUUUAGAGGGUUUGGAAGUUGAUGCACUGCACACUAUUUGAAAAUAGAAUCUCUAAAAAAAAAUGUUGUCAUCGUGACCUCAUGUAUUCCCCCGAAGAAAUUCUGGCCCACCCCAAUUCCUGUCCCAACUGACCAUUAUCAUUGGUCAGUUAAGCUGUGAGUUUUUAAAGAAACCUAUCCAUUGAGUAAGCAUUGACCUGUAGCUGAGCCAUUGUAUUAGGUUUCUCUCUUCCCAUUGACUGGGGUGCCUUACUGGGAGACACAGCGGGCUUGUCUUGGAAGUCACCAUCCAACCAUGUACAGAUGUCGACACAAUUUCAUUUUGUAUAUAUAUCUUUUGUAAAUACUCGGUGAAAACCUUCAAAAAAAACUUAAUUGUACCAAUAAUGAAAAUUGUAAAAGUGAUUGAUUAUUAAUAGUUACAAAGUGCAAAAUGGUGUCUGUUUAUGUGCCGUAUAUUAAGCAAAAGCCACAGAGAGUGGCUUGCCUGUUGCUUCAAACAAUGCAUAUUUUUUGGUAUCCUUUUUGCUUACCAAUUCUGCUGAUCGUCAUGCGUAUCCACCGUAUGAAGCAACAUAUGGCUCAGGUAUCAUUGUCAUUGCUGUCAGUAAUCUAAGCCUUACGAUAAGGCUUAAAAGAUUUUGAUCAUUUUUCAUGCUCAUUCUGGGGCAAAAUAAUUUGGGGGGGAUUUAAAUACUCCAGAGAGAAAUGUUCAAAAUUACGCUUCAACUCGAUUUUAAACAAAUAGGACGACGGUAGGAACAGUGGAUUGGGUUGAAAGCUUGAAAAUGAAGGGAGAAAAAACAAAUCGCACAAAGUCAGAGUGAGUGAGAUUGAGAAAAUGAAGGCCAAUGGUGGCGAGUAUGGUAGUGGGGUAGUUUGGGGGUUGCUUGUGGAGGGAAGUGAUGAAAACUGAGGUUUGAAUGGAUGAGAGGCAAACUUACAAAUGGAAAGUCUAUAAUUUCAAACACUUUUUGAGGGUGACUGUGCUGCCCAUGCAAACCACCGUGUUAACUUAGACUGCAUUGAGAAGUUUUAUACUUAAAACUAGUUUAAACCAUAAACUAGUUACUGGUUAACCACUAGACUGUAACUAGUUUAAAGCAGCCAGCAUAUCACUGCCAAGGUUAAUUGUGAAGGGGAAGGACGGAAGUUAUUUGGAAGGAUUGUUCCGAGAAAUGGAAUUAAAAUAAAUAUACCUCAUACUAGCACAUUUCUUUGUGGUAAUUUUGUUGUAAAAAGAAGUGACAUUUAAACAGUCAUUGGCAGAAUAUUUGCUGAAUAUGUAAGUCAUCUGCUCUUGUCACAAUUAGAUAGAUGUACAUGUAUUAACACAUUAAUAUUGGUGAACAAUUAACUAGUUGUUGCUGGCUUUAGCUUCUGCAAGGUCUUGUUGUGCGAACAUGUUAUUUUUAAGUAUUGUUCUAACUUUUCUGAGCUAGUGCAAGAAUAUCACGUCACACAUUUACCAGGGCCCUUGUUUGAUAAGUGCAUGUUUUUGGACAGAACUUGAAGCUGUGAGGCAUCACAUACUGUCUGCACAGUACUGUUAAAUUUUGAGCUACAUUUGGGUUGGGAAGUUACAGCUCAGUUGGGAUAUUUAUCUGAUUUAUACAAGUAUUUCACAAAUGAAUGCGCUGGUCAUAUUUCCGCAACUCUACCUAGAAAAUUGGUGUAAUACUUACUUUGCAGUGAUACUUUAUGUUCAUGUGAUAUUGUUGCGCUGACUCCCAAGGUGUGUGGAGGGAACACUUUAUCCAGAGUCCUUAACUGUAGCAUCUAUAUUUAUGGUUUAAUAGUUAGAAGUAUUAUGUACAUGCUAGGUUUGGUUGUGUGUUUUGUUCACAUAGAAAUGUGUUUGGCCAUAAUGCAGUAUCGUUUGCAGUUGUCUAGUACAAGGCCUCUCUAGCCUGGUGAACUAGACUUUAAAUGUCACUGAAGAGAAAAACACAGAAUCCAACUUUUUUUACCGCUGCAGUACUGGCACUGAAUGUACUUUUUGAUGGGAAAGCUUCAUAUAUUUUACAGGAGAAUAUUGUGUUUAAGAGGAGUCCAAAUGAAUGACUGUCGUCCAGUCUUGUUCUUUUGGUAUGUCUGUUGAUCAGGAAAGUCCUUGGGUUACACCUGUCAGCCAAUUUAGGAAUGAACUUGUCAUAUUUACACCAUCACAGCUGCUCCCAGGCAGUGCUUGGAAGUAUGUGUGACUGUUUUUAACAUGUCAAAAUAGAUGUUUCCUUUUAAAUCUAUUUAAUCUGGCACCUGCCGUAACUUUCGAGUAAGGAGGAAACAUAUUAGAUGUGUAAAACUGACAAACGUUAUCCAGGACCUGGUAUAAGAAUUGUAUGAUUCAAAAAUCUGAGUUCAACAGUGGUGGGGUUCACACAACAGAGUUGCUAACCCUGUUAAAAUGUGAGUACAAGGAGUUCUGGGCUCACAGCACCGAGCUUGAAUCUCUUCCUGAUUUGUGAAACGUGCUCUCAUUCACUGAGAGGUACACAAAUCCCUGCUCGAAUGGUGCCCAUGAUCCGGCAACAACGUACACUGUACUUGAAGCUUUGCCUAUGUGCAUAUGAAAUCUGACAACAAUCAUCUCAUCUUGCACAUAUGCACAGAUUAAUUGGCAGAUUAUAAUUAUUCCCAGUUUUGACAGUAACAGUAACCCUUUACAUGUAACAACUUUGAUGGCCUCCAAGUGUGUAGAAUAGAAGCAUUUGUUUCAAAUGUCUGUGGCUUUGUGGAGCAUAUAUAUGUCAUAUAUAUAACAAAAAUUGAUAAUUUUUUUAACUUCCCUUGAUGGGGUUGAAAAAUUGUUAUAAAUACAAAAGCUAUUUUGUAUUGUGUGGGUAAUAUUUUAUUAUAAUGGAAUUGUGUGUUGUAUUAAUUUUUAUUGGUGCUCUAUUUGAUUUUUGUGGGGCUGGUUUCUCUAUAUCACUGGCCAUUUGUCGAGGUUGGUGAAUGUAAAUUUGAAGUAAAUUCAUGCAAAUGGCAUGAUGCAAUACUCAGUGGUUGUAACGAUGAAGGGAUGGGCUAUAUUUGUGGGAUUCAUUUGUAAUAUGUUAAUACAAAUUGUUAUCACACGUGUUUUAAAGAUUGUUUUAAUAAUAAAAAAUGUAAUCUGUAAAAAAGAAA